AUCUUAGACUGUGUCAAGACUCUGCGCAUCAAGCUGUCUAUGAGAGAAGUGCCUGUUGCGUACAUGAGCACCGAAGACCAACACCUGCACAAGCUCCUGGAGAGGUUCACUGACUGGAAACUGAUCCCCAAGGCCAGUCAGACAGAGCCUGGAGAGGUGCUGCUGGUUCUAGAGAAGGCUGGAGACUUUGCUGCUGCUCGAGCCUGGGCAACUGUACACAAGCUACCCCAGGACAUACUCAAGGAUAUUGAGCAGCGGCACCUGUAUCAUCUUCUGACCCUAGAUCAGCCGGAUACAGUGACCGCCUUCCAGCUGCUGGACAAGCUCAGGCUGGUCUCCAAAGCUCAGUGUUUACGUUUGAGAGAUAAGCUGAUUGCAGAUGAGCGUCUGUCACUGGCCAUGGAGGUGUCCACCAAGUGUGGCAUUGACCCAGCUGGGGUUUGGUCAGCAAUGGGGUUUGCUUGUCUACAUCUUGGAGACUUCACUGGAGCCAGGGACAAGUUUGCACAUUGUCUAAAGGUUCCAGCUGACAAGAACCAGACAUCAGCCAGUCAGAGCCGCCUUUUAGGGGAAAUUCUGGAGUUUCUGGAUACGAUCCCAAGCUCUGGUUUCACUGAGGUGCAUAGUCUGCUGACUGAUCCAGGGAGUAUAUGUGACAUCACCACAUUACUGAUUCCUAGCGUAGGAGAAGAAAAUCGUAUAGAGUCCUGUGCGUACCAGGAAUGUCUGUAUUACCUGAGGACAUAUGGCAGCUAUCUGGAUCACAUAUGUUUCUUACGCCAGCACAGCUAUUGGAUGAAAGCAGCACAGUUUGCUGGUGACUACCAUUGCUCCUCCGAUAUCUUUGUUCAUGGGCUGAUGGUGCCAGCGAUGAACUCGGGGGAGAUGAGCCGGCUGCUGGAACAGAUGUUGAUGCUGGACCCAACCCUGGAGAAGUGGACAGCAUACCUGAUGGCUACCUGCAAGCACCUGCUGAAGCAGAAGUACUUCAACACCUUGUACCAUGUGCAGCUCUUCAUGAAGGACUACAUCCGGGCCGCCAUGACAUGCAUAACCCACUUCUACCAGCGGGGAGCUACCAGUUACUUGGACCUCAGUGGACGACUACAGUUCCUGUUUACUGCACAGCAUCAUCUUGAGGCUUACCUAGAUCCGGGUCAGUGGGGCAGUGUGCGCCACCCUCUUGCUGCAACCACGCCAGUGACUGCUGGGAAACAACCCCCACACUGGGACAAACAGCUCCCAGAAUCCUCUGCUAGAAUGACUUUGUCACGUGAGGAAGUGAAAAAGGAGAUUAAAGUGACCAAGUUUUUGGAGCAGU
Molecule: messenger RNA, 1321 nt
Organism: Candidula unifasciata
Lineage: Eukaryota; Metazoa; Mollusca; Gastropoda; Stylommatophora; Geomitridae
Source: the annotation of a GenBank genome assembly